CCACCUUGUUUUUAUAUGUUUGAUCGCAUAAGAUUGCAAUUUUUAAAAAAGAAUUUUUUUUCUGAAGGCAUGGAAGCUGUCAUUUAAGCCAUGGCGGCUCGCCACCAUCCUUAACAUGUAGCGGAAACCCUGCUGAGUGACACGUAACUUCUAAUACUAAAUCCAGUGACACACAGCUGAAUCAUCCCAAAUACAACUGGCUUUGCUGUCUAUAAUGUAUAUGAAGGCUUCCAUUCCAUUCCAUUUUUUUUACAUCAUAGCAUUAAUUACCAUUAAACAUGAAAUUGAACAUUAAGCCACGCAGAGCCAAGUCACAAUUUAAUAAAAAAAUCCAGCAAUUUAAUUUUCUUCUGUGUAUUCCUGUUGCAAGGCAACAGGCUUGUGUAUAUUUCACAAUAUUUUCGAUUGAAAUCCAUUUCUGAGCAGACUGCCAACAGAUCACUGAGAAAAUGGUUAAGCAACCGCCAUUUUUCCGUCCUGUGCUGUCAUUUUUACUGAAGGGGUUAAAGUGUGGACUAUUUAACAUUUGAGUGAGGAAGUUGGUCAAGAGAGAAAAAUGCCUUAUCUGUUGCGUGUGGUUUUUCAGCACAGAGGUUAUUGUGGUGCCCGGGGUUUGACGCUGUCUGCGAUGCAAAGUUAAAAAAAUAUUCUUUCUUGCGAGCUAAUCUCAUAAACCUUUUUUUUAGGUGUGUCAGCAACAGAAGUUUGUUGAGGAAGUAUCAGGAGCAUUGUUUUCACUGAGACAAGCAGGUCACCCGUUAAUGCGCAGUAAACAAAGAGUUAAUUCCUCCUACGUGUAUCAUUUCCUCCUCUGCUUUAUGGGUAUUCUGGCUGUGUCCUGGUGUUAAAGGGGCUGGACUUAAGAGCAGAUUCAGGCCGAACAUCUGGGAGAACUUUCUUUCCCUCAGUGACUGUCAAGACGCAGACGAGCUAAGGAGGACACACCAGUGGACUCUGGCUUCUUUGUCAUACGAGGGAUCUGCAGCCUCCAUGAGGUCCAGCAACUUGAAUGCGUUGAAGAAGCGCUGGGAGCAGGCAGGCAACCUCGAGCAAGGCAAGCCCUCUCCUGCUUAUGCUGGUUCUCGAGGCUCUUCAGCCCUGGCCAGACAGGCGUCCAAUGGUGACCAGCCCCCACCAAUGAAGAGUCCAGGACUGCCCACUGUCAAGGAGGUUCCUCCUCAGGCCAACGGUGUCCAGCGGCACUCUGCAGACAGGCUGGACCGAAGAGGGAUGGACAGAGAUGAGCUGACUCACAACACCAGACCUGAAAAGCCUGAGGAGCAAGCUCCGACAAGUCCACGCGGAUCCUAUGAAAAACCCAAAGUUCCUCUGAACAACCUGAAGAUGAGGUUUGAGAAGACAGAGGAAACAGCUGGCAAGGCUGGCAGGACCAUACUGCGCAGCACUUCCUCCGACGACAUGGAGCCACAACAUGGUCUGUCUGACAGGGCUCUGGAGAAGCUGUCGCUGAAGGAGAAGAUGGCAAAGUACCAGGCUGCUGCCUCCAAACAAGCACCUCCCCGAGCUGGCGUGGCUCCAGACGUGGCACCGACCAAAGCAUCAGCUCCUGCCAGCCAGAACCACACACCUGCACCCGACGCUGUCAACGACGGCAAUGAGCGGCCCAAGGCUUCAAGGACCUUCUCUCCGCUGGUGAAGGAGUCGUGCGUGGCCUGCCAGAAGACGGUGUAUCCCCUGGAGAGACUGGUGGCGCACAAGCAGGUCUACCACAAGAGCUGCUUCCGCUGUGUUCACUGCAGCGCCAAGUUGAGCCUGGGGAACUACGCCUCCCUGCACGGCAGCGUCUACUGCAAACCUCACUUCAGUCAGCUGUUCAAAGCCAAAGGAAACUAUGAUGAAGGUUUUGGCCAUCGGCCCCACAAGGAGCUGUGGGAGCCCCGAGCUGACGGAGAGGACGGCGAGGAAGAGGUGAAAACCGGAUCAGAGCGUGUGAAACCGGCAGCGCUGACACGGCCAGCUGAUCUCUGUGCCGAUGCCACCUCUGAGGAAGACUCCAGCCCGGUGAAGGUCACAGAUAUCACCGCCAAACUGGAGACCCGGGUGCAGAGGCACGUGGGUGAGAAGCUGCCAGCUUCAGAGAAACCAGCUGAGACACGGAGACUCAGGGUGGCCUGGCCUCCUCCCUCCAGCGACGAAGGCAGAGCCGCGACAGGAGAGCUGAGUCCGCUGACCGAGGGUGUCCCGGCGGUCCGGGCCUGGAAGGCCAAGUGGCCCCCCGAGGAUGAAGUGCCACAGUCCUCAUUCCAGAGCUCAGAGAGAGCGGAACUGAAAAGCCUGAGGAGGAGCUCCUCCCUGAAGGAGCGCAGUCGACCUUUCACCUUGACAGCCAAGCCCAGCCCUGCUCCCAGCCUGGAGCCCCGUCGCCCUCGCAAGCCCCUGCUGGAGUGGAGAGCAUCCCUGGAGGAGAGGAACUCCUCUGAAGAACCAACAGAGGAGAAGAAACCCGACCAGCAAACGAAACGCAAAGAGCAGAGGAGCGACGCCAUCGUCAAGAACGUCUCUGCGUACAAGAAGGCGGUGGAAGAGGGGUCUCUUCGAAGCCCCUCCCCGGAUAUCUACAGCUCACCAUCUCCUCCUCUGCAGCCGGAGCAGAAGCGCACCUCCCAAGACGUGGGCUUCUGGGAGGAGGACAAGGAGGAGAGCGACACCGAGGGGGUGAGUGCAGAGGACCUCAUCAAGAGGAACCGCUACUACGAGGACGAUUCCGACUCCUAAACCUCCUCGGUCUCCAUACGCUUCCUUUUACUGUCUUAAAGGAGAUGCCACUUUUUAGGUUUAUACGUGCUGUUUGUCGCAAUAGCUGCCUUGAUUCCCCACUCUGUUUUACAUGUGCCGUUCAUCUCUACAGUGGAGGGAGGGGUUCACUUCAGUCUCUGUAUGUACUGGCCUUUAGAUUAUCCUUCAACACUGGACGCGUAUAUGAUGAUUUAAACGCAAUAAAACGCUAAUUUUUGUUUGGGAAUUGGCUCCAGUCACAGUAUUCCCUGGCUGCUACGGCUUCAUGGUGUAGCUCCUUUCCAGGGUGUCCCCUCCCACCGCCAGCACAGCCGGUGAAAGAAAUCGACCUGUAAAAUAAUGGCGUCCACAGAGGAAUGUUAAAAUAUAAAUCACCUUUAUUAGUGUAAACCUUACAUCUCAUGAUACGUUUUACAACCCAGAUCCAGGGUUUCUCUUAAGUACAUGGUUGCACAUAUGCCAUUAAAGAUCCUGAAACACAAAUGUGAAACAAAUCUGGUGGCCUU
Synchiropus splendidus (mandarinfish) is the source of this 3263-nucleotide messenger RNA. RefSeq names its product LIM domain and actin-binding protein 1-like. Gene Ontology annotation, molecular function: actin filament binding. Gene Ontology annotation, biological process: actin filament bundle assembly. The record is from RefSeq and is a predicted model, not a curated record. Bases 991 to 2736 code for a protein of 581 amino acids. Gene Ontology annotation, cellular component: actin cytoskeleton; plasma membrane. The transcript has 8 exons. Lineage: Eukaryota; Metazoa; Chordata; Actinopteri; Syngnathiformes; Callionymidae.